Penicillium mononematosum is the source of this 2130-nucleotide messenger RNA. RefSeq names its product putative autophagy ubiquitin-activating enzyme ApgG. Gene Ontology annotation, biological process: autophagosome assembly; cellular response to nitrogen starvation; autophagy of mitochondrion. Gene Ontology annotation, cellular component: cytoplasm; phagophore assembly site. Gene Ontology annotation, molecular function: Atg8 activating enzyme activity; Atg12 activating enzyme activity. NCBI's taxonomy places the organism in Eukaryota, Fungi, Ascomycota, Eurotiomycetes, Eurotiales, Aspergillaceae. The record is from RefSeq and is a predicted model, not a curated record. The coding region runs from base 1 to 2130 and encodes 709 amino acids. The transcript is spliced from 7 exons.
AUGCAGUACGCACCGUUUGCUUCCGACAUCGAAUUACCUUUCUAUACUUCACUGGCUUCCCAUAAGAUCAAUCACGACAAACUAGAUGACUCUGCCCGCCCCGUCCUGGGACUAUACGAAAUCCGUCCUUCUGAUCCUGAGGCCGCAUCAUGUCGAAUCCAAAUUCAUGGGAACGCCCUCACCAGUAGCGAAGCCCCGGCUGGCUAUUACAGAGCAGAGGGCAUGAUCAAAAAUGUCAAUACCGUUGAAGAAUAUCGAAACAUGGAUAGACCCCAUCUGCUUCACCAAGCUGGACAAAUGAUAUGGGAUGCUAUCCACGAUGGAACAAUACUUUCAUGUCCCUCCCUACUCUGCAGCUUUGUGAUUGUAUCUUUUGCGGACCUCAAAAAAUUCAAGUUCCACUACUGGUUUGCAUUUCCGGCAAUCCACUCAGAUCCUCAAUGGGUCCCCGUGCAACCAACAGAUCAAGUAUCCCAGCCACACCAGGAUCAUGAUAUUGACAAUUUGAAGGGAACUCAUUUAUCUCCACAUGAGAGCACUGCUUUAGUGGAAGCGGUGCAAACAUGGUCAUAUAUUGUGGAUCAUCGACAACGAGGUUUCUUUUUAGCUCGAAAAUCCAGACUGCGUCCCGAUGCAUCCUCAGACGAUCCCCAGACAAAGAGCACGCAACAAGACACAUCAAAUAGCAACUGGCAGAUAGCAUCGCUUUCCGAAUAUGAAAAUGGGUUUUUCAAGAAUGUCGCUGCUGAAGACUGUUAUUUCUGUUUCUCAGACCCAUCAAAUUAUGAACAGGCCCCAGGGUGGAUGUUACGAAACCUGCUCGUUCUGAUCAAGCAGCGAUGGGGCAUCGAACGGGUGCAAUUGAUACGCUAUCGCGACGUGCACGCGAGGCGUGAUCAGGGGCGCAGUACAGUAAUUCGGCUGGAGUCAAGUUCAAAACAAGAGCCUCAGACCCCGAAAUCACUGCAAAGCCAAGAGUCGUUGCCGCUGCCAAAGGUAACCGGCUGGGAACGUAACUCGACAGGGAGAUUGGCCGGGAGAAUUGUCAAUCUUACAGAGUACAUGGAUCCCAAGAGAUUAGCAGAUCAGUCCGUCGAUCUCAACCUCAAACUUAUCAAAUGGCGGAUCAGCCCGGCGCUCGAUCUUGAGAAAAUAAAGCACACGAAAUGCCUCUUGCUAGGAGCUGGUACAUUGGGUAGCUACGUCUCCCGGAAUCUGCUGGGCUGGGGCGUGAAGAAGAUCACUUUCGUCGACAAUGGGACCGUUUCAUUUUCUAACCCUGUUCGACAGCCACUAUUCAAUUUUCAAGAUUGCUUGAACGGUGGCGCCCAAAAAGCACAUCGAGCAUCCGAAGCCCUAACACAAAUUUACCCAGGAGUAGAGACUACAGGUCAUGUGCUUUCGGUACCCAUGGCAGGCCAUCCUAUUGUGGACGAACAGGUGACAAGGGCCGAUUUUGAUCGUCUCCAAACACUGAUUGAUGGACAUGAUGCCAUCUUCCUCCUCAUGGAUACCCGAGAAUCACGAUGGUUACCCACAGUGAUGGGGAAGGCGGCAGGGAAAAUCGUGAUGAAUGCAGCUCUAGGGUUCGAUUCCUUCGUGGUGAUGCGCCAUGGUAUCACGGAGGAUGAAAAACCAGCUGAGCUUGGGUGCUAUUUCUGCAACGAUGUAGUAGCACCAGCUAAUUCUACCAAAGAUCAAACUCUCGACCAGCAGUGUACAGUGACCCGCCCUGGAGUGGCUCCUAUAGCCUCUGCACUUUUGGUGGAGCUUUUCGUGUCACUCCUUCAGCACCCCCAAGGCGCUGGCGCACCGGCCCCCAUGGCCCGCAAUACCGAGCGUGAUGAUCAUCCCUUAGGCAUUGUGCCCCAUCAAAUACGAGGAUUUCUCGCCAAUUUCGACAACUUGUCCGUCACCGGCAAAAGUUAUCCGAGCUGCAGUGCAUGCUCGGACAAGGUUGUCAGUGCAUACCGCGAGCAAGGAUGGGACUUUGUGCGAAGAGCCUUGAAUGAACAUGGCUAUGUUGAAGAAUUGAGUGGACUAAAAGAGGUCCAUGAGAAGGCGGAAGAAGCGCUAGCCGAUAUUGACUGGGAUGAGGCAUCUGACAAUGAGGAGAUCGAGAUCCUUUAG